This is a messenger RNA of Medioppia subpectinata, 566 nucleotides long. Lineage: Eukaryota; Metazoa; Arthropoda; Arachnida; Sarcoptiformes; Oppiidae. The record is from the annotation of a GenBank genome assembly.
UUUUGUUGUUUUGUUUUCACAGCAAAAAUGUGUUCAAACUUUUGGACAAUUGAUUGCAAUUAAGAUAUGAUUUAAUAAUGAGAUUAAUAAUUAUGUUUAAUGUAUGCAAACAAAGUCACACCACUUAUAGCCAAUUGAAGUCCGUUUACACCCGUCUCGGGAGCUGUUGUCUCACCACAAGUGGCCGUCUCUUGAGUCCAAAGUCACCGCAAAGUCAUCCCAAUCGGCGUCUGUUGACCACUAAAGCCAAACGCGAAGACAAUGACCACCACUUGUCCGACAAACAGAUCGAUCAGUUGAAUGGCAGCAAUAAUCUGCUCCUUCAUUGUCCCAAAUGGGAUCACAUGUACGAUGUCUUCUAUGGCAGUCGUCAGAGUCAACACAUCGAUCCCAAGACUCACAUUAAGACCACUUUUGAUAUCAAUUCAAAUGAUGGCAAUAAAGAGACCAAUUUGUUGGACACGAGUCACGAGUGGAAACCCGUCGAUAGACUCAACGCAAAGACAUUAAUCAAAUAUUACACACAAUUAGCAAAACUAAGACUCACCGUCUGGUAGUGUUGACCA